AUGCCUGGAAAUUACGAGCUACUGUGCCUUGAGAACCCGCUCCUGGAUAUCCAGGGCGUUGGUGAUCAAGCUCUUCUGGAUAAGUAUGGUCUCAAACCCAACGACGCUAUCCUCGCCGACCCAGAGAAGCACAUGGGAUUGUACGAGGACUUGAUCCAGAACUACAAGGCCGUCCUCAUCGCCGGUGGUGCUGCGCAGAACACUGCCCGAGGUGCUGCAUACGUCCUUGAGCCCAACUCAGUCGUCUACAUUGGCUGCAUUGGCAAGGACAAGUACGGCGAGACUCUCGAGAAGAUCUCUGCCGAUGCUGGUGUCAAGACCGAGUACCUCUACGAUGAGAAGACCCCCACCGGUCGCUGUGGUGUUGUCAUCACUGGCCACAACCGCUCACUGUGCACCGACCUCGCUGCUGCCAACAACUACAAGCUUGAGCAUCUGAAGCAGGACCACGUCUGGAAGCAGGUUGAGAACGCCAAGGUAUUCUAUGUUGGCGGCUUCCACUUGACCGUCUGCGUACCCGCCAUUAAGGCGCUUGCCGAGGAGGCUGCAUCAAAGAACAAGCAAUUCAUUCUCAACCUCUCCGCUCCAUUCAUCUCACAAUUCUUCAAGGAUCCUCUCGAUGAGGUCAUCCCGUACGUCGACAUCCUGAUCGGCAAUGAGACCGAAGCCGCAGCGUUCGCUGAGUCUCAUGGCUUUGAGACCAAGGACGUUAAGGAGAUUGCAAAGAAGAUUGCCAGCUUGCCCAAGAAGAACACCAGCAGACCAAGGACAGUCGUCUUCACCCAAGGCACUGACCCCACCAUCGCCGUCACUGCCAAGGAGGGUGGUGAACCUGAGGUCAAGGAGGUUGCCGUACAUGCCAUCAGCAGCGACAAGAUCAACGACACCAACGGUGCCGGUGAUGCAUUCGCUGGUGGUUUCGUCGCUGGUAUUGUCCAGGGCAAGCCUCUUGAGAAGGCUAUUGACAUGGGCCAGUGGCUUGCGAAACUCAGCAUUCAGGAGCUCGGUCCCUCGUACCCGCAGCCCAAGCAGACUUACAGCGGCUAA
Messenger RNA from Bipolaris zeicola 26-R-13, 1047 nucleotides. RefSeq lists its product as uncharacterized. Gene Ontology annotation, cellular component: cytosol; nucleus. Gene Ontology annotation, biological process: purine ribonucleoside salvage. The coding region runs from base 1 to 1047 and encodes 348 amino acids. The record is from RefSeq and is a predicted model, not a curated record. NCBI's taxonomy places the organism in Eukaryota, Fungi, Ascomycota, Dothideomycetes, Pleosporales, Pleosporaceae. Gene Ontology annotation, molecular function: adenosine kinase activity. The transcript has 3 exons.